AUGCCAUCCGAUGCAAAGCCCUCAACUCCAGGCCGAACCCUGGCCAUCUUCGGCGCAACCGGCCGCACCGGAAGCGAAACACUGAAAGCCCUCCUUGCCAAACCCACGAAUCCCUUUUCUCACAUGAAGAUCUUUGUCCGUUCCCGCGAAAAGCUCAUCAAAACCUUUCCCCAAUUCAAGACGGAUAACAGUGUCGAAAUCAUCGAGGGCCAAGUCACCGACGAGACGCGUAUCAAAGCCUGUCUCGUCGGUGCUGACACAAUCAUCUGCGCGCUGGGCGAAAACGACAAUAAGCCCACCGUCAGGGUCCUGCAAGAUUCAACAACGACAAUCGUCUCGGCACUGAAGCAGCUCAAGAAGGAAGGAGGAGCAGACUGGAAGAAGCCGUGGUUCAUCCUCCUUUCUUCUUCGACGUGGAACGAGCGAUUCGCCGCGAAGCAGCCGUGGCUCGUCAUGUGGAUGAUCAAGAACGCCUUCUACUGGCCCUACGCGGAUCUGCGAAAAGCGCAUGAAAACCUGCAGGCCGAGCCAGACCUGUUGCUACUGUUGUUGGUGCAGCCACCCGCCAUCAUUGACGAAGAGGCGAGCGGUUACACCAUCAGCACCGAAUCGGUUGGUCUCGCUUGCUCAUACCCGGAUCUGGGCGCGGCAUUUGCAGAGUUAGCAACCGAGGACGCGUACAGGGAGACCAGCGCCGUUGGUGUCACCUCGGGAAUGGCAAAGGCGGGCUUCUCGAGAUACGGGCCAGAGAUUCUCCCUAGAGUCAUCUUUGGUCUGAUGGCCAGUUUCAUUCCGGGCGCUUGGAGGGUUGUACCAAGUGUGUGA
Messenger RNA from Colletotrichum godetiae, 825 nucleotides. RefSeq lists its product as uncharacterized. The record is from RefSeq and is a predicted model, not a curated record. NCBI's taxonomy places the organism in Eukaryota, Fungi, Ascomycota, Sordariomycetes, Glomerellales, Glomerellaceae. Gene Ontology annotation, molecular function: biliverdin reductase [NAD(P)H] activity; riboflavin reductase (NADPH) activity. The coding region runs from base 1 to 825 and encodes 274 amino acids. The transcript has a single exon.